AUUUAUGCAAACUCAUUCGUCAGAAUCGAUAAAUAUUUUUCUAGUUUCCAAGGUGGAAUAAAUUGAUUCAAACAAAUAGAGAAGAGAGCUUUUCGUUCUUUCAGAAACGAUACAGUUCCAGGUUUUGGUUGGCAAGACUCCGUUUGUUUGGUUCAGCAGAAUGUCUUUGAUGCACGUCUCAAACGUGUUCCUCAUCAUCAUGGUUCAUCAUGCAGCAUGUAAUCCAUGUGCCUCUCCAGAAGUUAUCAGUGGAACCUCUGGACUUUUUUCAAGCCUUAAUUUUCCCACUGAGACACCACCAGGCUCAACUUGUUUCUGGAAUAUCACAGUUCCAGAAGGAUUUGUGGUGAAAAUAACUUUCCACACAUUUUCACUGUCACCAGGUGACACAAAAACUGACUGUAGUAAUGCACAAGGGGCUCGUCUUCGUAUCUCAGAUAUUGCAUCAACUGAACAGGCAAGAUACCCAUUUGAACUCUGUGGGCAGUCUAUUCCUAAUCCUGUGUAUACUUCCACAAACACCAUUCAAGUGAGAUUGAAGACAGUAGCUCAGCAUGGAGUCAUUGGAUUUAAUGCAUCUUAUGAGUCAAUCUCCCCUGAUAAGUUGUGUCCAGCAAUGGCCAAUUUGAGUGAUGCAUCAGGUGUUAUUACCUCUCCAUUUUAUCCCAGAUAUUAUCCAGAUAACCAGAACUGCAUGUGGGAUAUUGUUGCAAGCAAUGGAAAGCAUCUCAAGCUUGAGAUUGAGAAGACCACAAACAUUCAACAAUGUAAUCAAUGCAAUUGUGACUAUUUGGAUGUCCAGUAUGGCUUUGACAGUUCAGGAAAUCCAAGUGAGAAAAUAUGUAAAAAACUCACAGAAACUGUGACGUACUACUCACUUAAGGAUCGUCUAAGGGUGCAGUUUCAUUCAGACAACUUGCAGAAAUUCAUUUUUAUGGGAUUCAGAGCAGUUUACACUCAACUGGAAUCCAACCCAAGAAUUUGUCCUAAAGCAGCAACCCUGUUCACGGCUUCAAAUGGAAAGUUCAGCAGUCCUGGUUACCCCUUAGAUGUCCCUUCUGGUCUAGAUGAAGCUAAUAAAAGAGCCUGUACCUGGAAUAUCACUGUAGCUGCUGGUAAACGUGUCAAGUUGAAUUUUACCCAUCUAAAUUUUGGCACAUGUUCUUCUCAAUGUGAUCAGUGCACACAUCUGGACAUCUAUGAUGGUGAUUCAAAAAGCUCUCCUUCUCUGGGGCGUUUCUGUCCUGAAUCUGCUAAGGAAACGAAGGUGUCACACGGUAACAACGUGUUUGUGGAGUUUGAAUCUGGCUUUGGUAAUGAUCGUGGUACUGGUUUUGAAGUACAAUACUCAGAGACAGAUGAUCCACCUACAGAUGUGGGUGAUGCAUCUACAACUGUCACAACAAAACCAACAGAUGAACAAACAGAUAACCCAUCAGAUAAACCAUCAGAUAAACCAACAUUUAAACAAGCAGAACCCCCAACAAGGGCUGGAGCCUCAAAGACUGGUGGCCUGUUGAUUCUCACCAUACUUGCCCUAGCUGCAUCCCUCUAUUAG
This is a messenger RNA of Pocillopora verrucosa, 1558 nucleotides long. NCBI's taxonomy places the organism in Eukaryota, Metazoa, Cnidaria, Anthozoa, Scleractinia, Pocilloporidae. The record is from RefSeq and is a predicted model, not a curated record.